CAUAUCCAGUAGUCAAAAGUGUUGGUCAAUAGAUUCGAUCUUGAAAUCGCAAAUCUAGAAAACCAUCAAACGGAUGGUAAGCACGUUUGCUGGAAGCCCGAUCCAAUUACGCAACUAAGGAUGUGGAAGUGAAACCCCCGCAAACUACGAUCUGGAGGUAUGAGAAAGUACGAUUCUGCUUCAUAUAUAAACUGACUAGCGAUUUCUGUCAGCACAAAGCCUUCCGUACAUCUUGAAAACAUGAGGGCAUUGAUCGUCAUAAGUGCCGUGUGCUUGUGCGCGGCUCUAGCUGCUGAGCCCGAAAAGAAAGAGGCCUCACCGCAGGAGAGCAAGAAACAAGAGAAACGCGGCCUUAUUGGUCUCGGAUCGCAUGGUGGCCAUGAUUUCGGCGGAUUCGAUGGCGGCCACGACAUUGGCGGUCACGAUUUCGGCGGUGGUCAUGGGGGCAUCGAGUUGGGCGGUCAAGAGUAUGGCGGCGGUCAUCACGAGCACCACGAGCACGUAAAGACCGUGGUCGUUGAGAAGAAAGUACCAGUACCUGUGACCGUUACCAAGCAUGUGCCUUACACCGUCGAGAAGAAAGUACCCAUCGAAGUUAAGGUUCCAGUACCACAACCUUACGAAGUCAUCAAGAAGGUUCCAUACCCAGUAAAGGAAUACAUCAAGGUACCAUACUACGUACCCCAACCUUACGAAGUAAUCAAGAAGAUCCCAUAUGAAGUUAAGGUACCAGUACCAAGACCGUACGAAGUCAAGGUUCAUGUUCCACAACCCUACACCGUUGAAAAGAAGGUUCCAGUACCCGUAAAAGUCCAUGUCCCACAACCAUACACCGUCAUUAAGAAAGUUCCAUACCCAGUCAAAUACGAAGUGCCAGUCCCACAACCUUACACUGUCGAAAAGAAGGUACCAUAUGAAGUUAAAGUACCAGUAGACAGGCCAUACACUGUCCACGUUCCAAAACCAUACCACGUCACCGUUGAAAAACACGUCCCUAUCGAAGUACCAAAACCUGUACCUUACCACGUCAAAGUACCAAUCGACAGACCAUACCCUGUCGAAGUACCAAGGCCAGUACCUUAUGAAGUUAAAGUACCAGUACCUCAACCAUUUACCGUGGAGAAAAAGGUACCAGUCGAAAUUGAGAAGCCAGUACCUUACCCAGUUAAAGUACAUAUUGACAAGCCAUAUCCAGUAAUCAAAGAAGUACCAUACCCAGUAGAAAAGGAAGUGCCAGUACCUGUCAAAGUUCCAGUUCACAUCCCAAUAAAAGUAUCCCACCACCACCAAGAGGGUGGCUAUGAGGGCGGUUAUGAAGGUGGAGACGGUGGCUACGAACACGGAGGGUACCACCAUUAAUAGUUGUUGUUAGGUCUUUACUAAUUGUUAUGUAAUUGCUAUUUUUUUACUUUCGCUUGUAACACGCUAAGUCAAAAAUAGUCAAACGUCCAUUUCGACAAUUGCUCAGAAAAAAAUAUUUCCUUAUUCACGAUCAUCAAGCGUGCAGUAUUAUUACUUUAGAA
Brassicogethes aeneus is the source of this 1523-nucleotide messenger RNA. The record is from the annotation of a GenBank genome assembly. Lineage: Eukaryota; Metazoa; Arthropoda; Insecta; Coleoptera; Nitidulidae.